AGUCCCCCUCCAAUAGCAACAACAUGGGCGGGCGAUAACAAAGCUCUCCACAUUGUCAAGUGCGGGAUGACUGCGGCUAAAGAGCAUUGCACAAUGGAGAUCAGUGUUACCUUGAGAUCUUCUGGAUCUCAGUGCCCCAGCGUUGCGACCACCGGUUCGAGAUGGAUGGAUCCGAUCUGCUCAUCGUCAACGGCCUCGUGGUGACUGCAUCUGAUACUGCCAACUACGACAUUGCCAUCAAAGAUGGUAAGGUCGCACUUCUGGCACCGCCAGGCGUGUUGUCCACAAACAGUGCGAAGCGGGUGAUUGAUGCAGAGGGCGGCUAUGUUAUGCCCGGCGGCAUCGACUGCCAUGUCCACCUUGAAGAGCCCGCGCUGUUUGGAGGGAAGGGAAGGAGUUCAGACAACUUUGAGACAGGCACAAGAAGCAGUAUCUGUGGCGGGACUACCACGAUCGUCGCAUUUGCUCCUCAACCAAAAACCAUACCUUCGCUCCUUCAAGUCCUGGAAGAUACUCAUGCCCGAGCCAAGGACAACUGCUAUACCGAUUAUUCAUUCCACUUGCUAGUUGGGCAUCCCGGCGAACAAGCCCUGUCGGAGUUCCCUCGUUUACGCGAACUCGGCAUCUCCUCGCUCAAGAUCUACAUGACAUAUGCGGCUCUUCAGCUUCGCGACGAUGAGAUUCUCGACGUGUUAUAUACAUCCAGGAAAGAGGGCAUCACUACCAUGAUACACGCCGAAAAUGGAGAUGUGCUGAAUUGGAUGACCAAGAAGCUGGAGGAGAGACAAUUGUUCGCGCCCAAGUAUCACGCUACGUCCAGACCGCAGCUAGUGGAAACCGAGGCCACCAAUCGAGCCAUUGCACUGGCAGAGUUGAUCGAUGCGCCCAUCCUUGUCGUACAUGUCUCGUCCCCAUCUGCGGCUGCCCACCUUCGCAAUGCUCAAACACGUGGCCUACCUGUGUAUGCCGAGACGUGCCCGCAGUAUCUCUUCCUCACCCGUGACCACUUGGAUCUGCCAGACUUCGAGGGUGCCAAAUGUGUCUGCUCACCUCCACCGCGGGAUUCAGCAAAUGAUCACGAUGCGAUAUGGAUUGGCCUUGCUAACGGGACUUUUACUGUCCUCUCAUCUGAUCACUGCCCGUUCAUGUAUGACGACUAUGAGAAGGGCAAGAAGUCCAUUAUCAGCAAAGAGUAUCCUGAAGGACGCUUUAGUGGCAUUCCCAAUGGAUGUCCGGGCAUUGAGACACGCCUUGCUCUCACGCUGAGCGCAAAUAGGCUGCCCUUACAAAAGUUCGUUGAAGUGACGAGCACCAAUGCAGCAAGACUGUACGGGCUAUAUCCACAAAAAGGAACGAUACUUCCUGGUGUUUCCGAUGCCGAUUUGACCAUUUGGUAUCCUCCCGGGAAGCUUGGGACAUUCAAACUCACAAACUCGAUGCUGCAUCAUAAUGUAGAUUAUACACCUUUUGAAGGGAUGGAGUUGAAUCAGUGGCCAAGGUACACCAUUCUCAGAGGAGAAGUGGUUUGGGACAGAGAUAAUGGUGGUCUGUUGGGAAAGAAAGGAUAUGGCAAUUUCAUAAAACGAGGGAAGAGCACACUUCCUGGCCCUGGGAAGGAGGGCGAGUGGGACGUCAGUACUUUCUGAGAUCGAU
Messenger RNA from Exophiala viscosa, 1653 nucleotides. RefSeq names its product putative allantoinase. The transcript is spliced from 3 exons. NCBI's taxonomy places the organism in Eukaryota, Fungi, Ascomycota, Eurotiomycetes, Chaetothyriales, Herpotrichiellaceae. Gene Ontology annotation, molecular function: hydrolase activity, acting on carbon-nitrogen (but not peptide) bonds. Gene Ontology annotation, cellular component: cytoplasm. The record is from RefSeq and is a predicted model, not a curated record. Bases 162 to 1646 code for a protein of 494 amino acids.